AUGGAUAUCCUUCAAAAUCACUCAGAAAAAACAUCCCAACUCUACGCAGACUCGCACAACCCCCAUCGCCACCUUUCACGGGGCCUGGUCAACCACCAACUCGGAUUCUCCGAUCUAGCGGCCGCAGAUGCAUACCGUGCACUGUCACUGUUAGAAUCAGUGGUUGAUCCGGAUGGGUGUGAGUUUCACGCUAGGCGUGUUGACGUUGAUGCAUCUCAGACUGAGAAGCAGGGUGAUGAUGAGGACGAGGAUGACGGCGAACCGAUAACGCAGGAAGAAUACGACCAGAUCAUCGGAGAUGUGUAUGCAUUGCUUGUGCGCAGCUUGGUGGAUGUUGGUUGUUUCCGGGAUGCGUUUGAUUUCUGUACCAGAGGGUUGGAGGAGUUGCGCGCUAAGUCUGAUGACAAGAAUGUUAAGGUGCUCGAGGAGCAGAUGGGGGUUAUUAGAAAGGUGUAUGCUGAGCGGACUAAACGCGACGGAGCUGAGAUCGAUGCGAGUGCGCUUCCUGCUCAAGGAUAUGCCAGACGAGUGCUGUACCCGUGGAACAAGCAUGAGCCAAAUCGCAAAGCACCCGAGGAGUUGAACCUGCUUAAUGAGCGGUUGAAAGACGUCGCGCCAAAGUGUGAGGUUCGCGCUGUUGCACUACCCGUUCUGCACGCCGACAAGCAAAACCCCGAGGACAAACCCGAAGAAGAAGAGGGAAUCUCGAUCCAACUAGGCCUCUUCGCCAAAGAAGACAUCUCAGCCGGCGACAUCAUUCUCCGCGAAUCCUCAAUGCUAAUAGCCACCAACCGCCUCCACGACGACCUCUGCGACGCCUGCAACGCACCCCUCCCCUCUCUCGAAUCCACCUCCACAGAUUCAGGCCCAGUCCCCUGCACAGGCUGCGACGACACAGACACCAUCUUCUGCAGCCGAACCUGCCACGACCAAGCACAGGAAACCUACCACGGCGCUGUCUGCGGCCUCCUCGAAGGCCUCGAGUCCAUUGGCAAGGAUAUCCCCGAUCCAAAGGAUAAAGCAGACUACCUCUAUCUCCUCCUACUAGGCCGCGCGGUCGCCAUGGCAGCUACGCAAGAGAAACACCCCCUCGACCUCCCCGAGGUCAAGUACAUCUGGGGCGACUUCCACGAUUACAACCCCGCCAACCCGACGCAAAUCAGCAACGAGGAAAAGAGUCUCCCCUUCUCCUUUCACCUCAACAUCCUGCAACCAAUGCGUAUCAUCGAGGAAAUGACACUAGACCCCUACACUACCCUCCCAACAUACGAUACCUGGGUAUUGAACACGCUCUACGCUAAAUUCCGGGGUACCGCGUCGGGAAGGUUAUCGACGUGGGACGGCGGGCCGGAGCUAUGCGCUGUGCAUCCGCUGUGGUGUUUGGCGAAUCAUUCAUGUGACCCGAAUGUGCGGUGGGAGUGGGGUGGGGAGAUUACGUUUAGUGUGAGGGGGAUUGGGGAGAGGGCUGUUUGGAAGCCUGCUAAACCGGUGACGGAGACGGAGACUGGGGGUGGAGAGGAGAAGUUUGAUGGGAUUAGGAAGGAUCAGGAGAUUUUGAAUCAUUAUUGUGAUAUUGGGUUGGAUGUUAAGGAGAGGAGGGAGUGGGCCAGCGGUGCUCUUGGUGGAUUGUGUUUGUGUUCGAGGUGUAUGUGGGAGGCAGGCCCUUGA
This is a messenger RNA of Aspergillus glaucus CBS 516.65, 1668 nucleotides long. Its product is annotated as putative MYND domain protein. The record is from RefSeq and is a predicted model, not a curated record. The transcript has a single exon. The coding region runs from base 1 to 1668 and encodes 555 amino acids. NCBI's taxonomy places the organism in Eukaryota, Fungi, Ascomycota, Eurotiomycetes, Eurotiales, Aspergillaceae. Gene Ontology annotation, cellular component: nucleus. Gene Ontology annotation, molecular function: protein binding.